CAGAUCUUACUUGUCAAGUCUCUCCGGAGCAUCACAAUCCACGCCAAUCCAUCUGUCCUUCUCCUCCCACUCAGCUGUCUCAUCCACAAUGCCCUAUGAGCGCAAUCUGACCGCAUUUUUUGGAUCUUGAUCACCGUACCGUUGACUCGUUUACAUCGUCUCCAGGUACCUCUGCCCGGUCAUACCCACAUCCUGUCAGCCUUUUCUUAAAGACGCUGGGAGGCACGCUCACAAGAACUUCGACUCUCUCUCUACAUACCCUUUGAUCCAAGAAUUGACGUCCCUAUGCUCCCUGUCUCCCACCUACAGCCACGGGCCACGGCAAGGUGUGCCCUUUCCGCUACCCACCUCUGAACUGUCUUUCACGACGCAAUCUACCGUGUAGCAGCUCAGCUCGGUUUCAGCUGGUCGUCAUUGAAGGUUCCGAUUGGGCUCAGACCUUACUAGUGAAUUGUGCUGGGAGUUUGAGUUUCGUCGAAGCCUUUAAUGUUCACUGGUGAAGAUAAGUGACGACGAUGCUUGAAAGAGCGCUCGCAGGCGAAGGGAUCGUGGUCUUCAAAUUCCAUUAACUUGAGCUCAAACGGCUUUUGAUUCACCGGUUGACAUCUUAGUGUGGAGGCUUCCCGAGUAUGGCUCUCUUUGUCCCCAUCAUGGCGGUGGCUCACGAAUUUAUAGACGGCUGGGUCUUCGAAUGAGAGACGCGUAUCGACUAUCAGAGUCCUACCUGCUUCCUCUGUCACAAGAUCAAGCGCGACGUUUACCGCUUCUACUUGCUUCCCUCAAGUCAAUGACGGACGACAGCAAUCUAACCUCUGCAAUUCUUUCACGCACCCCGCUACAGUCUCACCUCUCUGUCCUGGUCUGUUUUACUGCCACGACACAGGGACACAAGCCAGCCCCGAACGCCUUAUGCUGGACUCGUUGGGACUUUUCACGAACUACGGAUGCGGUCUUGUAGCCGACUUGGAUGUUAUUGGCUAGUACUUGAGUAGGAGCUGGUCCACAAGUAGUGAUCAAGGACGUUGUGCACUCGUGUCAUUCGGAUACGAUGUACAUCUUCAAGUUGCGUCGCCCUGCACGCGCACUUGCAGGCAUCAUAGUCAAUCUCCGCCCAUUGUAGUCCAUCGUAUAGCCAUGUACUUGAAAAACAGAGUCAAUUUGU
Messenger RNA from Laccaria bicolor S238N-H82, 1162 nucleotides. RefSeq lists its product as uncharacterized. The transcript has a single exon. The record is from RefSeq and is a predicted model, not a curated record. The coding region runs from base 692 to 958 and encodes 88 amino acids. NCBI's taxonomy places the organism in Eukaryota, Fungi, Basidiomycota, Agaricomycetes, Agaricales, Hydnangiaceae.